AUGCGCUACCUCGGGGCGGGAGGUUGUAGUGUUGUUUUCGCGCUGACCGAAGAAGAAGCAAAUGAGACGUGGGCACAAAAAGAUGUACAGCAGCGGCCCACACCGCGUUGUCAUCUUGCACUGCGGCUAACCAAAGGAAUGAUAUCUGAAUGCCCUAUUUGUCGUCACAUACUGCGGGAUUUUGUGGGAUUUACACAUGAGAUUCAUUUAACAGAAGCAUUGCGAGCCCGCUGUGCAUCUACAUUUCCCCCGCUUGCAGACCACUGUUGGACUGCAGUACGUGCUCAUCUUAUUCCUGAUUUUGCAGUUGAUCCGUCUUUACCAGUAGAGAACUGGAAUGGGACGCGGUGGUUUACUGUUGAGAUUAAACCAAAAGGGGUAUGGCAACAUCCACAAGUGAUAGGUAUUAUUGUAGAUGAUGUAGAGUAUUACAUGCAUCCUGUAAAACGGCGUCAAUGCCGUUAUUCACUUAUGCAAGCCUUAAAAUAUGAACGACAAAAUAAAGGAAAUAAACAUUCAAUAUUUUCUGAAUCUACCUAUUGUCCUAAUCAAAUGUUAUUGGGAGAUGAAGUAUCUAUAGCAGCUGCCUUAAGGCAUUUGAAUAGUAAUCCUUCGAAUAACUUAAAAUAUUUUCAUUUAGAAGAUUUUCCAGGAGGACUAAAGGAAGAUGAACUUAAUGUGUUGUCUAACGCAUUAUAUCAAUCAGGGGUGUUUUCCAUCUUGGCAAACUUGCAGCUCUACGGCACCGAAACCAUAUGUGACUGGAGUGUGCUUGAUAUUGAACUUUUAUAUCAUUGGAGCAAAGCUUGUGAUCCGUCAAGUGUGCGAUGGAUUGUGAGUAAUUUAAAUAAUUCCCCACUUAAAGACAUGAAUUGUACUUGUCAGAGAGAAAGGGAUAGGCAAACACAAGAUUUGCAAAAUAAUGAAAUGAGGAAUAUAAAGUAUGUGAUUCCACCAAUAAACUUGGAAGAGUGUGUAAAUCGUUUUUAUGUUUCAACAACAGCAAAAGAUGCCUCAGUUUUGGCAACACUAUCUACUAGGGAGGAGGAGGAUAAGGAAAAGGAGAAAAUAGAAAGAAUAAGAAAAACAAGUACAUCUUGCAAUCACAAUAAGUUUACAAAAUGGAAAGACUCUCAUGGUGGUAUCCUUAUGAAAAUUGACUCUCCCACCUCUAGUGUGUGCCGUAUCGGUGUGGUGGAUGUGGAUGGGAAGAAGCACAAGUCUCUUCUUCACUACUUUGAACGUGAUCAAGAGAUACUUGCUGCUUGGGAACGGGUGAAAGGUGGUGUACAAUACAGUCCAUAA
Messenger RNA from Trypanosoma theileri, 1305 nucleotides. RefSeq lists its product as uncharacterized. Gene Ontology annotation, cellular component: nucleus. Gene Ontology annotation, biological process: inositol phosphate biosynthetic process. The transcript has a single exon. Lineage: Eukaryota; Euglenozoa; Kinetoplastea; Trypanosomatida; Trypanosomatidae. Gene Ontology annotation, molecular function: ATP binding; inositol-1,3,4,5,6-pentakisphosphate 2-kinase activity. The coding region runs from base 1 to 1305 and encodes 434 amino acids. The record is from RefSeq and is a predicted model, not a curated record.